Cucumis melo (muskmelon) is the source of this 862-nucleotide messenger RNA. Its product is annotated as ferredoxin-thioredoxin reductase, variable chain. The transcript has a single exon. The coding region runs from base 1 to 546 and encodes 181 amino acids. The record is from RefSeq and is a predicted model, not a curated record. Lineage: Eukaryota; Viridiplantae; Streptophyta; Magnoliopsida; Cucurbitales; Cucurbitaceae. Gene Ontology annotation, biological process: photosynthesis.
AUGAUCGGUAUUGCGAAUAGUAUCGGCCUGAUGCCUCCGCCGGUACCGUCGUCGGCGUCGGUGGCUGCACGUUUUGCCUGUUCUAUGACGGUAUUCUCUACUUCUGAUGUUAGAUCUUCCUUUUCGUCAUCCGUUUGUUCUUUAUCGUCAGUUGUUGUUAAUCCUUUUAACUGCUCGAUUCGAAGAGGGAGAAGAUUGUUUAGCGAGGUUUCAGUUAGAUCAGAUUCCGGAACUUCAUCUUCAGCUACUGCUGUUUCGGCGGCGACAACGUCAUUGUCGGAGGAAGAGACUGAUGAAGCGGCUGCCGCUAGAAUUGGAGCGAGAGUUAGGGUUAAGGUGCCUUUGAAGGUGUAUCAUGUAGCGAAGUUACCAGAGGCGAAUCUUGAGGGAAUGGAAGGAGUGCUUAAGGAUUAUGUUCGUGUUUGGAAGGGGAAGCGUGUUUCUGCUAAUCUUCCGUAUAAGGUGGAGUUUGUUGUUCCUGUUGAAGGUCGUCCACCAAUCAAGUUUGUUGCUCAUCUUAAGGAGGAAGAGUUUGAAUACGUUUAAUCAGGCUUGUUAUUCAUCAUCAUCUUCUUCAUUCUAAUGAAUCAUCAAGCCAAGACAAUUGUUGUUUUUCCGAUCUCAGUAUUAAUACCAAGCUUCCUUGUGCAGUAUUAUUGUCAACCUUUUAAGGUUUGAUCUUCUUCUAUAGUUCUAUCUACACCAUUUACGUUUUCCUUUGUAAUGUAGAAAAAUUGCUCGAAUGUUUUUCUUCUGAGCUAGUUAACUUUCUCGAUUCUCGAUUUGGCUUUGUAAAAUAAUUGCGCCAAGACAAGAGGAAAUUUAAUCAUCUAAUACAUGUCUGAUCCGAAUGGUUUCAAAA